GGCUCCCCUACGCCUCAGGCAACGAUCCAUACACACACAAACAGCACAAAGAGAGACAGUGAGAGAUAUAUUAGAUCUUCAUUUUGAAGGGCUUUGCAGGGAGACAUGGCCCCUCAGUCAUCAGGUUCUACGGACGGGAAUUUUUAUGGCAUGAGUUGAGUCGGAAAAAAUAAAUAAAGGAUCAUUUUGACAUGCAAGGUGAAUCCACAGAUGUUAGAAAGGCAGUGGCAACAAAGUUUGGGCGGAGCCUGAGCUGCCUACAGGCUACGAAUUUUAUUUUUGAAGCUUAAGAGUGCUAAGGGAGAGUCUAGACUCACUCCCAAACCCCAAGAAGGUUUUUAGGAGAAAGGAAGAUCAGAAGGAAAAAAGUGGAAGGUUUUUAGGAGAAAGGAAGAUCAGAAGGAAAAAAGUGGAAGGUUUUUAGGAGAAAGGAAGAUUAGAAGGAAAAAAGUAGAGUUAAGAAUGUGAAUCAAAAGGAAACAGGGAGUGAAUCGAAGAUUGGGAACAAGAAAAAGAGUUGAAACAACGUAGCUAAGAAAAUCCAACAACCCGUGUGUUUCGGAGAAUUCGAGUCUUGUUUCGGUUCAUCAUCACAGUUUGAGUUCUCAUCAUGAGUCUACGUCAGAAACUGUUGCAUUCCAAUUUUUACCAGAAAAUAUUGUCCUGUUAUAGCCAAGAUCAAUUUGACAUGCAAGGUGAAUCCACAAAUGUUAGAAAGGUAGUGGCAACAAAGUUCGGACGGAGCCUGAGCGGCCUACACGCUACGGAAUUUUUUUUGAAGCUUAAGAGUGCUAAGUGGGAGUCUAGACUCACUUCCAGACCCAGGAAGGCUUUUAGGAGAAAGGAAGAUCAGAAGGAAAAAAGUGGAGUUAAGAAUGUGAAUCAGAAGGAAACAGGGAGUGAAUCGAAGAUUGGGAACAAGAAAAAGAGUCAAAACAACAUAGCUAAGAAAGUCCAACAACCCGUGUGUGUUUCGGAGAAUUCAAGUCCUAUUUCGGUUCUUGAUCUUCAUCAUCAUAGUUUGAGUCCUCAUCAUGAGUCUACGUCAGCAACUGAUAUAGCAGGAGAAGUAGUGGAGGUUGGAUCUGGAGUCACAAAAUUUAAAGCCGGUGACAAAGUUGUAGCCGUGCUUAUUCAUUUUAUCGGUUGAAUAUCGAUGAUUUUGAAGCUAACGAUGAGGUACAACCAGAUUUCCCAUGUUCAUACUAUUAUGAGGAUUUUGAUAUCGCAUCUCUGUGUUCCCAUCUUGAAGAUGACCACUCGUGCGAGUCCAAAGUCUCCGUGAAUUUUCUAUGUUUUAAUUCAUCAUUUCAGUCUUUAAAACUGUUUUCCAUGUUUGGGUUAUGUAUUGAUUUCCUUCUUUUGUUGGAAAGUUCUGAUUUUUGUUGUUUUUGUUAAAUCCAAUCUGAUCAAAUUUUGAAAAUUGCUUCUUUUGUUUUUGUUUUCGCUUUUUUUAUGUGCGAAUUAAAUCCUUUAUUGUUGUUGAAUCAUUCUAUAUCUACAGUUAAUCCGAUAAUAGAACCAGAAAUGUCAAAGGGUUGUUUCUAAUUUUGUGAUCA
Camellia sinensis is the source of this 1559-nucleotide messenger RNA. NCBI's taxonomy places the organism in Eukaryota, Viridiplantae, Streptophyta, Magnoliopsida, Ericales, Theaceae. The record is from RefSeq and is a predicted model, not a curated record.